AUGGACCAGGACCAGGACCAGUCUCCUCUCUCUCACCCUCCCCAAGAAACCACCGCAAAAACCACCACCACCACCACCACCUCUCCUGAUCAGGACACCAAAAGCUCUGAAUCUGAAAGCGUAAUUAUUAGCCCCAAUACUAACCCUCCAGGCAGCAGCUGCACCACAACAACAAGCAGGAAAUGUAAAGGCAAAGGUGGCCCUGAUAACAACAAGUUUAGAUAUAGAGGCGUGAGGCAAAGGAGCUGGGGUAAAUGGGUUGCUGAGAUCCGGGAACCUCGUAAACGUACGAGGAAGUGGCUUGGAACUUUCGCCACAGCAGAGGAUGCAGCUCGGGCCUAUGAUCGAGCGGCUAUUAUUCUUUAUGGUUCCAAGGCUCAGCUCAAUCUCCAACCCUCGGUCUCCUCAUCGUCUUCUUCUUCUGCCUCAUCCUCUCGUGGCGGUUCAUCUUCUUCCUCGUCUACUCAAACUUUAAGGCCCUUGCUUCCUCGCCCUUCAGGCUUUGCUUUUAGUUUUGCUUCUUCUUCAAAUCCGGUUACUCAUCCAGCUUCUUUGAUCGCUGGGGGUUCUUCAUCAAAAUUUAUGCCAUAUGGGGUUUAUCCAAACCUUUUAGGCCCGGCCGCACUUUACCCAAACAUAGUACAAAAUCCCCAGCAAGCCUUGCAAAUAGUGCAACAAACCGAACCUAGCCUUGUUGUUAACCCUGGUGACCCCACUGGAACAUUAACCUCGUAUACAAAUCCUAACCCUCAACAAACACAGCAGCAUCAUCAAGGUUCUUUGUACGAGGAUAUCAAUUCCCUGGUGGGCUCGGUGGGUUCGAGUCUGUCUUUGUCAGCUCAGACUUCGGUUGCACCAGCGGUUCCGGAUCCGGGUUUAACAGUUGGCCCUGGUUCUCCAUCCGUUUGGCCUUUGACAAACGAUGAUGAUUACCCCCCAGCUUGUAUUUGGGAUUAUGGGGAUCCUAAUUUCUUUUUUGAUUUCUGAGGGUCAUAUUCAAAGUUUCUUCGGGUUUCCCUUGCACUGUCCUGCAGCUUUUGCAUGCAAGCUUUUCAAGGGUUUUCUUCCUGGAGACUCUUAGCUGCUGAGCUUCAGGGUUUGAUUUUCCUUAGUUUCAGUGGAGAAUUUUGAUGGGAUCUUCAGGAAAUCAAUAUUAAGCUUGAAUCUGGAAAUACCAUUUAUAGAUAUAGAUUUGAGAGACCCUUGAAAGACGAAGAACAGACAGGAGAUUUGAAGUGUUUUUUAGCAGAUAUUCCUAGGGCUCCUGGCUAUAUAUCUACAGUCAUCAAAGAGCAAGACAGAGAUGGUUUUCUAUAAAUAGUUGCAUGUCUUGUCUCUACACUUCCUUGAUAAGAUCAGAUGAAAACUUUGAGAGAUUCCAAGGUAUGGCUACUUGAUCUAAGGCAAGGCCAGUAUUUAUAAUUAAUUUUUUUUUCCUUUGUGAAGUUUGCU
Molecule: messenger RNA, 1452 nt
Organism: Theobroma cacao (cacao)
Lineage: Eukaryota; Viridiplantae; Streptophyta; Magnoliopsida; Malvales; Malvaceae
Gene: ABI4
Product: Integrase-type DNA-binding superfamily protein
Biological process (GO): positive regulation of DNA-templated transcription; response to stress
Cellular component (GO): nucleus
Molecular function (GO): DNA-binding transcription factor activity; transcription cis-regulatory region binding
Source: RefSeq, a predicted model, not a curated record